Messenger RNA from Phymastichus coffea, 1464 nucleotides. RefSeq lists its product as uncharacterized. The transcript is spliced from 5 exons. The coding region runs from base 58 to 1464 and encodes 468 amino acids. The record is from RefSeq and is a predicted model, not a curated record. NCBI's taxonomy places the organism in Eukaryota, Metazoa, Arthropoda, Insecta, Hymenoptera, Eulophidae.
GUUUUCCUAAAACUGUUUUAUUCAUCUGAAACUUAACUUGUAAAUAAAAACAAAAAGAUGUGGCUGGAAAGAAUAAUUUCAACAUACAUAACGGUUUGCAUUGUUGCACUUCAAAUAUCUUUUUCAAAGCAUAUAGAUCAACGUUCUUCGCAAACUACUAAUUUUGAUUUUUCAACUAUUAAACCUAUUGAUCAAUUGGAAUAUUUAAAUGGAGCAGAAUUUCAUCAUAAAACUCAGCUUUUUGAAUCACCAUCAGCUCAAACUAUAAUUGAUAAAAUACUUGUAUCUAAUCGCCAAGGACGGAAUCUUGAAGGUUACGAUGAAGUGUAUGCUGAUCCUGAAGUGAAAAAUGCUUUACAAUUUGGAAAUGAUACGCUUGCUCGAUCAUAUAUACGCAAUAAACUUUGUCUUUUAGGUUUGAUGAAUUGCGCUGAAUUAGAAGAAAGGCAUCCAUUUUAUUCUUCACAUCGUGAUAUACAUCCACAAGAUGUAAUAUAUGCACAACCAGUUACGAUUAAACCAGUUGGAAGGCCUUUGCCAGCUAUUCCAGUUAAAAAAUCUGUUGAUGUUCAUAGUACUGAAACUCUUGAUAUCGAAUCUGGAAAAAUUUAUUCGGGAUCCUUUCCUCCAUUAUUAAGUUCUAGUUAUCUUAAUAAUCCGCCAUUUAAUGAUGAAGUUCCAACAAGUUUCUUAAGACCUCAUCCUGGUAAUAAAUUGCCUAGCACAAGUCAUUCUUUUAAACCAGUUUAUGAAUCUGGAUUUCAAAGCGGCAUAAGUUAUGAUGAUAAGUUUUCUGAGGAGAAACCAGAUAGUACAAACGUUCAACAGCAUGUUCAUCAUCAUUACCAUCACAACGAAGGUAGCAUUAAUGCAAAGCCUGUAAUUGGAUCUAGACCUAUUGUUAACAAUGCUUUUCAUAAUUAUGGUUAUGGAAAUGGUGGAAAUCCAUUAAGUGAUUUUGAAUACAAAAAAAAUUAUAAAAUCCAAACUUCUUUAGAAAAUAAUGUACCCGAUACAUCUAGCAUAUCUUCCAGUAAUAACUAUGCUAAUCGAUAUAUUUCGUACGAAAAACCUAUAAGAGAUUCAGAUUUUAGUGAAUCUCACAAUGAGAAAGGCUUAAAGACUACUCAACAACUAAAUUUAGGACCAUAUAGUAGCUUCAGAAUUAAUAAUUUUGGUCAGAAUAAUUAUAGACCUAGUAAUCAAUUUGAAACAAAUAUUGGAUUCAGCUCUAGUAAUCAUUUUAUAACAAAUAAUAAGUUUACACAAAGUAAUGAUAGAUUAUUAACAACGGACUUUGUUGAUUGUGUUUGCGUUCAAUAUAAUCGAUGUGCAACUCUUGAUCAAGCAGGACGUAAGGAUGAUAAUUAUUUAGCAAUUGAUCCUCGUAAUAUUGGCAAAAAUAUUGAAGCUGAUACUGAUCAAUUAAUGAAACCGACAAGUUUUUUCACCGAAAUAAUGUAA